AUGGCGCUGAGGUGUUUUCAGUUCGGUCGUUCGCCACGUUAUAUUUCUCCAGCAAUUAAGGCGUUCUGUUCAAAGGUGAGUUCGCUAUUAUAAUUAGGUAAGUAAACGCUACCUUUCUGUUGACAAUUCUCUCGUUCAAUUCUUUUCAGGCUGUUAUCGAUCGAGGCGUUGUUCUAGGCGUGUAUGAAAACGAAAGUCGAGAAUUAGGACUUGCGGAAGACGCAUUUACGGACGCGACGAAGAAGUUCAACGCAAGAACAUCUGGGAGGCUCAGAGAAAUGAUUAGACUGUAAGGAGAGAAUUCGUGAAUUCAUCAAACCUAAUUCAUCGUAUUCAUUUUAUUAACAGUCAUAUCUAUGAAUUCUAGCUUUUAAGGGAUACGAUAUCAUGAUCUCAAGCAUGUAAAGGCGUGGCUUGAGCCUAAUUGCAUAAAAUCUUAAAAUGGUCCUUGUUUUAUAAUCAUUACCAGAAUCUUUCAAAAACUGGCAACGAGAGAAAAAAAUUGGUGGGCUUACUUUUUCUUUCACAUGAGAAACUACAUAAUUGUGUCACAUGGCCUGUUGUGGUCAAGUUCAGGAAAGAAGAGAAAAUACACAAAUUUAGAAUUAUGGGGUGGCGAGGUGCCACACAGUAGAAUUUAAAUACAGUGAUUUUGUCAUUGUAUCAUUGUUCCUCACAUAAAAGUGGCAGCGUGCAAAGAAAGUAAUGUCUGAUAGUCCGGGGGCUAGUGGAUUUUGCUAUUGGGCUAGUGAAUUCUGUUGUUAACUUGACCGUCGAACAACAGAAGAACUAUGAAAUCAAUUCUGCUCGUCAAAAAGCAUCUGGGGCUAGUUGAAAUGACAUCUGGGCUAGUAAAUGCUAGCUUCCUAACCUACUUCAGAGGUCAAAUUCUGUCAGAGACAAAAACCACAGGAAAUCAAUGCAUGGUAGGAAACAAAUCAGCCUCAUGACCUUUAAAUCAGCAAAGAUAACAUUUGCUCAGUCAAAAUGAAGCAUCCUCCACAGCAUACUCCACCCGCUUUUCUAAGAUGCCAGUUUUCAAUGAUCAAGCGCUCUUUUGAUGUUGAGCUCAGCUCGACCAGAGACUUUGCACUGUGCGACGAAAGGCAAUAAUGAUUGUCUGAUGCACUUUUUUUAUAGAGCCAAUUUCCUGUUGUAAAAGAAGGUUAGUUCCAGCCCUUUGGAUAGCAGAAGACGUGUCUUAGUUUUGAGAUCUAUUUCCCACAAAAAAUGUCUUUCAAGAAGUUGGUUCAACCUCAGAUCUUGUGGUGGAGAGGAGACUGUUUGCUUACUUAAAUAUUAUUUCAUUUCCACGUGAACACACUUACUUUUCUUUGGGAGAGACUAGAGAUUUAUAUUAACAUUUGAUUGACAUAUUACCAUCUCUCAGACUAUCAGAAACUCCUGUAUGCUUGGUUGGUGGACUAUUCAAAAUACCCAAGAAUUAGGGCAGGCGGGAUUUCAAUUUGACUUGCUCUCAAACUUCACGCGGCUCCACCGCCAAAAAACUACAGUACUUGCUGCUAAUCCUGCUCAGCUACGCAGGCCAGGGGAUGGUCUAUUAGCAGUGUUUGCCAAAAAUACUGAAGAUAAUUAUAUGGAUGGUGUGUAAAUGUCACAGUAGACUACAAUAGUUUCUAGCAUGGAGUAAAUUUUUGAAGAAGAAAUUUCUACUGUAACUUUAUUCUCGUAGCCUCAAUUUAUAUUCAUAUUAUUGAGGCUUGCAUAAUGUAUGAGGCUGUGACGAAAUCGUACCAUACACCAUAAUUUAAUAUUGAAUUUAUUGUUUGGUCAUGAUUUUACUUAAAGAUCUGGAUUUGAGGGAAAGAUUGGUAAAUCCAAAGCAUUCUUUGGCAUUGAUAAGGUUUGUAUAACUUUUUUGAAAUUUUUUUCUGGAAUAUUUGCUUGUUUUUCCAACUCUUAGGAAUUUCAAUCAUGUUCAAAAUGUAGUAAAAGUUCUUUUAACAUACAUGUAUAUGUGUAAGUAAUCAUUAAAGCAAUUUGUUCAGAUACUGUAGCUUCCCUGUCUUACUUAAUGCAAUGGGAAGUGGUAGAUUCCAGCACAGGAUCUAGUGAAAUACUGUUAUUUGGCCAUGGGCAACAGAAACAGUAGAAAAAUUGUGAAACAAAUUUAAGAUGUAGUUAGGUAGAUUAAUGGCAACAGGAAGUGGUAUUGAUUUCGUCACUCAGGUUUCCAUUGCUAUGAUUCAUGUACUUCACUACUUCAUCUGUUCUAAAUACAAAUCGAUGUGGUCAUAGCCUUCCAUCUUUUAUAUUUUUACUAUGAUUAUUAGGACUAUCCAUGUGUUGUGGUUGUUGGACUUGGUAAAAAGAACGUAGACUCUGACACAGAGAUGAAUGAAGAAGACCAGAAAAGUGGUAAUCUUAGGCAAGCAUCAGGAGGUAAAGCACUGUAGUUUUUACGCACGGUAAAUAAUAAAGCUGCCUCUAAUUUCCAUUAACCAGUAAAGUUGGAAAUACUCUUGAAACCCAUUCACACCUCAUUCACCUGUAACUGUAGGCUUCAAGUACAGCCUUCUCUCCUCACCCCUCACCACUAAGGACAUUUUGCCAGGAGAGACAUCUGUGCCUCAGUGACAGGAAUUCAACGAUGUAAAUCAAUAUUUUGUAUCAUUAAUCUGGUAGUCGUUGGUUUUAUGGAUGUUCCCCUUGACAAAAUAUCCAUAGCAGGAAGCUAAGGAGCAAGGAGAGAUGGCUGUAUUCCCAGGCUAUAUCCCAUGUUCCUUGCUGCCCUUGUCAUGUCAUCGGUUUUUAUGUUGGUCAUCUUCAGAACUAAAUUUUGUAUGCUUGAUUCAGUCCAGCUACUCAAAGUCCUUGGUACUUUUGAAGAGAUUUUGACAUGAAAAUGAUGCCUUUUAAAAGCCCAGGAAAAGAGAAAAGUAUGAAGAAAUUUUUAAAUUUGCUCAUCUUCUUAUCGCUCCAUUUUGAUGCAAACUUUUUUAGUGGUCCAUUUAUGCAUCAUAAAAUGACCAAACAUUUUCAGAAAUGAUUCCACCAAUUGUGGGGAAGGAACACAUGGUAAAACCCUAAGAUUUGUAGACUGAGGAUUGUGUCAUACUGACUUCAAAACAAGAGAAAUUUAAAAAAUCAGCAGAGCUAUUUUCAAUUUUCUGUAUAUAGGUUUUACUUUUAAUUUCGUCUUCUUUUCUAAAAGGUCAUUUACCAAUGUUGAGUAAUUGGCACAUUGUGUUUUAACUUGAGAAACUCUCUUACAGUUGGUGUUAAGGUUUUGAGGGACUGUGGAGUUCAGAUAGCAGAAGUAGAUACCUGUUCUAAUCCUCAAGGUAAACAGUAAAAAACAAUUUUUUUUUUUUGCAAUUGUAGAUCAUUGGAAGAAACUUCAUGUUAACACAGAUGAAGAAAGUAAAAUUCAAGUAAUUAAACUACAUUCACAUGUAAGAGUUAUAUAUAUACAGCUAUGUCGAGAAAGGUUGUCGGAAAAAAAUGUGCACGCGAGAAUCAGAAAAGGUAGUAUGGGAUAUGAUCAAUACACUAUUCCUGACACUGUAGCUGUCGAACCUGCUUUAGUUGCUUUCCUUUAACACUCGCAAACAUACAUCCAUGGCCUCUCGUGCCAUUCUUGCCAUUGUCUUUGAAGAAGAGUGAACCCAAAAUCAUCCAUAAUACCUUUCGGGAUUGUCGCAUGCACUUUUUGCGACAACCUUUCUCGAAAUAGCUGUAUGUAAGAGUGCUUUUUGGGUAUGUUACAAUGACCUGUGGCAAAGAUGGAAUUGUUAUUUUGAAUUUGUCAUUUAAGUAUAACCUUUAGAGAGGACAAUUCAACUGAGCUGUUGCGGUAGUACCCAUAUUAUCACAAGCUCAUCAAGUUUUGCACCCUAUGACUACCAGUCACUACCCAACCACCAACUCCCCCCCCCCCAUUUUUGGGAUGUUUAAAAGGCCCUUGGGAAAAAUGGGAAUGUUUAUUUUAAAUUUUUAUUUUAAUUUAAACCUUUGAGCGGGCAAAUCAACUGGGGCGUUUGGGUAGUACCCCCUUUUUCCCCAACCCCCCCAAUUUUUCCCCCCUUUGCCCCCCAUCACAAACCCAACCCCCACCCCCCCCCCCCCACCCCUCCCUAUCAAAUGUGAUGUCCUAAUUUGCAAUAUUAUUAAAAGUUCUAAUUUUUUUUCCAGAAUUUUUAAAUUUUUGAAAGUGGUAUUUAAAUUAUUCUUGUGUUAAGAAUUCAGAUCUUUUUAUGUGCAUGUAGUAGUUACAUGUAUUGCUUCCAGCUUGUUGUGAUUUUGUCAGUUCAACACAUUAAUGAAGUUUGAGUGAUUCUAGUAGCAGGAGAAAGGUGUAACGUUGAAGGAGGAUACUUAUAAAGAGGCUCCACAUCUGAGCAAAAAAUAGUCAUAGGCUAUCGACAAUCAUCUGGGGAAUUCUGCAUAGUAAACAGAGAAUUCUCCAAUCUCUGAUGCCUAACACCCUGUGAUUCAGAGAAAUGUGCUAACUUUUGUCAACUAAAUUUCUCUGAGUUACAUCUCGUAAAAGUUUGAUAUAACAUGUCUUUGCCACAGCAAAGAAUGUGCAUCAUUCUCAACAGGUUAAUAACACUAUGUGCCUUUUUUUGCUUGUAGCGGUAGCUGAGGGAGCAGCUCUUGCAUUAUUCAGCUAUGAUAACUUAAAAUCUUCAAAGAAACUUAAGGUGGAUCUACAACUCCAUGAGCACAUCAAAGAAAGUGAACUUCGCAGGUAAAAACUACACUAAUUUUGUGCAGCUGUUUCUAUUAAAAUAUAUUCUACUAAAAGAAUAAUAUUUAAGUUGAACUUAAGUACAUCACUUUUGAUUACUUUCACUUUAUACUGUCUUUUAGUAAAGAGGAAAAAUCAUGUUUACACAAAUGGCAUCAGCUUUUUCAAGAUGGUUUAUUGCUUUCUGGAGCACAAAAUUUUGCAAGGGAGCUUAUGGAGAUGCCGUCAAACCUGAUGAUGCCAAGGAUUUUUGCUGACAGGGUUACUCAACAAAUUUCUGAUCUGGAGAAUGUAGAAGUGUAUGCUAGGUAUGUAUGGCCAUUUGCAUCAUCAAUAUUUCUCUCUAUCUUUCUCUUUCUCUUUUCCUGAUGAAUUUUCCUGCUUAUAAUAUUUACAUUAAAAAGCACACCUCCCCUAUUAAAUGCUCACAGGUGAUUUGAAACAAGAUAUUUUGCAAUCAAAUUACCUCUGACCUAAAAGUUACAAACCCAAGCAUCAGCCUCUGAUUAAUUAUUUUGUACUUUUUUUCUUAUUUUUUAUAAGAGACCAGUCUUGGGCUGAGGAAAACAAGAUGGGUGCUUUUCUCAGUGUUGGUAAAGGCUCAACUGAGCCCAGUGUUUUCUUGGAAAUGAGGUAUUCUGGUGCUAAGACAAAGGAUUCAUCUCCUUUAGUUUUUGUAGGAAAAGGUAAGACCUCAUGAAACCCUGCUUGUUUUAAAAUUAAUGCUUUUAGUUAUCCCUUGCUUUUCACAAAAUUAGGAAAAUGGGUAACUGGACUAUAUUUCAGGCAUUUCUUGAAGGCCUCUAUGUCACAAGGAUUUUGCUGUUUUUGGUUAGUUCUGUGCUAAAGAAAUAUUCUUAGUUAUGCCUUUACCCCAUACACAAAAUGCUCCUGUAGCAUUAUGAUGGAGGUAUCAAAUGUCAUCAGGGAACAAUAACCAUCACCCUUUUUUUGGUGUGUUUUGCAGGCAUAACAUUAAAACUUGAAUAAAAUUUUGAUCCAUUUGCAUCCUUGCCAUCUGUUGCAGCAAACAACAGGAAACAGUUUCAAUGCCUAAUAAAAAAAAUAUAUUUAUAGUCUCAAAUAACAAGACUGGACCAUUAUUUCUGGAAUUCAUUCGAUUGAAGACAAGUUUUAGCUUUUUAAAAAGAUUUCAAGGGACAUGACUUAGCCCCUUUAAAUUCCCUCCUUUUCUUCAUGGUCUUCAAAGUCAUGGCAAAAAAACUAAUUUACAAUGUUUAUUUUGAUUUAAGUAGGGAGGUAUAACAAAACCUUAAUGUCUGAUCCCAUAGGAAUCAGUGCUAGAGGUUGUUUCUCCUUAACCCGUAAUGUUCCCUUCGGCAUUAUUAACACUCACUGUUUCUCUUGGGGCCAGACAUGAAGUGCAUUUGGACUAAUAACAUUUACUUAGAUUACUCCUCUCUUCUGUUUGCAGGUGUUACAUUUGAUAGGUAUGUUCAAUCUUGCAAUACUGGUACCCUGAAUUGACCAGCAUAACUCCCUUCAUAUGUUUACAUUUGUGUUGCUGGCUUUCAUUAGAAAAGGAUAAAUGAAGUUUCUUUUUGCUGAAGCACUGCAGUAAAUUUAUCCAAGUCACAUCUAAUCCAUUAUGGAAAUUCCCUUGUCAAAUUAGGAAUACAAUGAGUUGUUGAUUAAAAUAUGUAUAAAGAAAAUGAGAGAAUUUUUUGUGGAAAUUAUUUACAGCACACACGUUUUGAGAGGUCUUUAGUCGGCUUGAUGCCUCAGUUGGUUAGAGCAAUGCAUUGAUCCUGCAGGAUCACUGAAUUUUUUAGGGUUGCAAUCACAGCUGCCAAGUUGCCUAGUAUGGUCUCUCUUCUUUCUAAACACAUUGUAUUUGUUCAAAAACUGAUAUUUAAUUUUUUUAAAAUAAUUAUUAUUGUUUGUAUUUUCCAGUGGUGGUAUUAGCAUCAAACCUGCAGCUGGUAUGGGAUUAAUGAAAGCAGAUAUGGGUGGAGCUGCAACAGUUAGUGCUGCAUUUGAAGCCAUAGCAAGACUUAAGCUGCCUAUCAAUGUCACUGCACUUACUCCACUCUGUGAAAAUAUGCCAUCAGGAAGUGCUAAUAAGCCUGGUGAUGUUGUGACUGCCAUGAAUGGAAAAACAAUUGAGGUUAGUUGUAAAGUGGAUAAUUAAAAAAUAAAUUAAUACAAUUCAGCACUUUCACAAAGUGUUUUUUUAUCUCACAUUUUGGAUCAAAUUAAGAUUGGGAAAUAAUGAUGUUUUUCUUGGAGGUAUUGUCUGCGGGAUUCAAAUCUGGGCCACGUUGGUGCAGGGUGGAGAGGGAACAAGCUAGCAAGAAAGAGUAGUUUACAUUUUGAGCUUGUUCCAAUUUUUUCGUCAAUAUUCUCAAAAGAGUGGAAAGUUCUUAUGAGAAAAAUAAUUUGUUGUGCAUAAUUUUUGGCCAAAAAAUCUACUAGGCCAUUUACAACUUCCUGAUGUAUCAAGUUUCAAACUAAAUGCUUAUGAGGUGCACAAUCCUUGUGAUAGCAGUUACUGUCAGUGUUGUCAUCAAAGGAAGAUUACCAUAAUACCUGUAAUUAAAAUGAUCUGAUGGCAAACUUAACCAUUGUAUUGUUUUCCCUUCCUCUUGAUUCUUUUCUUUGUCCCCUAUAUCCAUUUGUACAUUGGUAGAUCUUAACCCUUUAAUCCCCAAUAUCCACAUACAAAUUCUCCAUACUGAUAUUCAUGUAUUUCCUUUAAGAUAAGUUAAGAGAGUUUAAUAAAAUAUCAAAGCAUUUUUUCUUUGGUGAUCAUUGGUUUAAUUCUCAUAACCAUUUCCCUUGACAACGUAUGGAUAUUUUUAGGAGAAAAUUGAUGUUGGUGACUGUUGGAACUUAAAGGGUUAAUUAAUUUUUUAGAUUGACAACACAGAUGCCGAGGGGAGGCUGAUUCUAGCUGAUGCUCUCUGUUAUGCCAGUAACAUGAAACCCCUUGCUAUUAUUGAUGUUGCUACCCUCACAGGUAACUGUCAGCUCUCUAAGAAAGAUUUCUUAAUCAGUUUAUUUGUCUCAGUUUUAUAAUGAUUGUAAUCAACAGACUGCUACCUAAUUUUGUUGUUGGGAUGAAACUCAAGGAUUGCAACCUUCAGUUGAUCUUAUGCAAGCUUUCUGCCCCAUUUUCAUGUUAAAACCAUGUGACAGCUUCUCCAAUGCCACAAAGCCAUGUGAUAGUCCACACACAUUCUGUUUUGCCUCAGAACCAUGUCAUGUCACUACUUUUUAAAUAUACAGCUGAAAAUUUACUGCUUACCUAAUUUUUAUAUGCUCUUUAAGUUCGUGCUAAAAUAAUGUAUUCCAAAAAGAAAGGUUUCCAUAUUUACAGUGCAAAAUGCCUAUUAUUAAUCUCUGGUGAUCAUGUCCUUGAUUCUACUUUUUAUGACGUUGAUGUUUAAUAUUUGACCACCUUAGGAGCAAUGGAUAUUGCGUUGGGACAAGCAGCAACAGGAGUGUUUACCAAUUCACUUACUUUGUGGCAUCACGUCUUCCAGGUAUUAUUAUGGUGUUUCAUGACGUAGUUGCGACUGUUUACAGUUGAGACAAGAGAUUGGAGAGAAAGGAGGAACAGAAACGAGUGGUUUGUUUUGUUCAAAGACUUCUUACUUUUUGUCUAGGCCGGGUUUCAUUGUGGAGAGAGAAUGUGGCGCAUGCCUUUAUACCAACACUACACUGAGCAGAUUGAAUCAGAUGUGGCCGAUCUGAGAAAUACUGGAAAGAAAAGGUAUGGACAGGUGAACCUAGAUGCAGUGCUUUUUUGCUUCAAUAAUUUGGUUUGUGUCCCUUUGAACUCUCUUAAUGUGUUUUUUUUGUGCGCACGGAAGGUGGAGUGGCCUAAUAAUAUGACAGUGGGUUUGCGCCCUGGCUGGGGUAACUUUGUUGUGUUUUUGGACAAGGCACUUUACUCUCAAUCCACCUCGGACCGGGUUGUUCAAAGCAGGGUUGAGAUAAAGACAACCCACGGGUAG
Messenger RNA from Porites evermanni, 8694 nucleotides. The record is from the annotation of a GenBank genome assembly. NCBI's taxonomy places the organism in Eukaryota, Metazoa, Cnidaria, Anthozoa, Scleractinia, Poritidae.